This is a messenger RNA of Indicator indicator, 2616 nucleotides long. It is a transcript of the gene PITPNB, whose product is annotated as phosphatidylinositol transfer protein beta. Bases 3 to 821 code for a protein of 272 amino acids. The record is from RefSeq and is a predicted model, not a curated record. Gene Ontology annotation, molecular function: phosphatidylinositol binding; phosphatidylcholine intramembrane carrier activity; phosphatidylcholine binding. Lineage: Eukaryota; Metazoa; Chordata; Aves; Piciformes; Indicatoridae. Gene Ontology annotation, biological process: phospholipid transport. The transcript is spliced from 11 exons. Gene Ontology annotation, cellular component: cytoplasm.
CGAUGGUGCUGAUCAAGGAAUUCCGAGUGGUAUUACCUUGCUCAGUGCAAGAGUAUCAAGUUGGGCAGCUUUAUUCUGUGGCAGAAGCUAGCAAAAAUGAAACAGGAGGUGGAGAAGGAAUUCAGGUCUUGAAGAAUGAACCGUAUGAAAAGGAUGGUGAGAAGGGACAAUACACUCACAAAAUCUAUCAUUUAAAGAGUAAAGUUCCUGGGUUUGUAAGGAUGAUUGCUCCAGAAGGCUCCCUGGUGUUCCACGAGAAGGCUUGGAAUGCAUAUCCCUACUGUAGAACAAUUGUGACAAAUGAAUACAUGAAAGAUGACUUCUUCAUAAAAAUUGAGACCUGGCAUAAACCAGAUCUGGGGACAGCAGAGAACGUGCACAAUUUAGAUCCAAACACGUGGAAGAGUGUUGAAGUUGUCCAUAUUGACAUUGCAGAUAGGACUCAAGUAGAACCAGGAGACUACAAAGCAGAUGAAGACCCUGCGUUAUUCCAGUCAGUUAAGACGAAGAGAGGACCUUUGGGGCCAAAUUGGAAGAAAGAGCUUGCAACUGAUGAAGAGUGUCCCAAAAUGUGUGCUUACAAGUUGGUGACUAUCAAAUUUAAAUGGUGGGGGCUGCAGAACAAAGUUGAGAACUUCAUACAAAAGCAAGAAAAAAGGAUAUUUACCAACUUCCAUCGCCAGCUGUUCUGUUGGAUUGACAAGUGGAUUGAUCUGACUAUGGAAGACAUUAGGAGAAUGGAGGAUGAAACCCAGAAGGAGCUGGAAGCAUUACGUAAUCAAGGCCAAGUCAGAGGAACAAGUGCUGCCAAUGAUGAAUGAUGAUGGAGCUGCCCGUCACAUGCAGUGUUGCUCUCCAGAUGUGUGUGUGGAUGCAUGAUUAUUUGUAUAUAACUCUAUAUACGCACAUGCAUACUGAAGGGGUUCUUGCCGUGUCUCCAGGGUACUCACCUGUCCUCAGCCAGAUUCCAAGGAAACUUGCUUUUGUUAUGUAUUCCUGAAGCAAAAUAAAAAAAUCACUGAGUAGUGUCAUUUAAAGGAUGAGUUAACUGCGGAAUUACUCUUAACUGGUAUGUUUCAUGAAUGUCAAUACUUGGACCAAUUUAUUAUCCCACUUGUUUUUUCUCCCUGUCCCGAGUAACUCUGCUCUAACUUGCCCCUGGCUCACUGUAAAGAAACUGAUUCAAAGAGGUUACUUCCAGUUUCGUGUCUUCCCUAUGUGAUUAUUUUUGGAAUAGGAACAAUGAAUGUAUUUAUAGCUAUUUAUUUCUGGGUUGUCAUUAUCCUAUAGUCAAAGCAGGAAAAAAAAACCCAACCAACUUUCUAUUAGUAGAAAUUGGGAAGCUUUUACUGUUGAAUGAGUUUAAGCCAAGCUUUACCCUUUCACUGAUUUAAAAGAAAGAAAUAAUCAUGUUUUAUUGGACUUUUGUACAUGGAAAUGCUAAAUGGUUUUUCUUCAUUAAAAUUGGCAAGAUUAAGGAGAAAAUUGCUUGUGAUUCAUAAAAUAAUUGCAACUUGAAAUCUUCCAGAAGCUGUUUUUCAGACAAAGAUACUGACAGUGCUUGUGGAGCAUCUCUUCGUGCCUGCUGGCCGAGCAGGGGGGUGACAGCCCUCCCCCUGCAGCCAUUCCUCUACUGGUGAAGUUGCCCUCCAGAAGCUAUGCAAAUGGUCUUGAUUACACACGUUGCCCAGUGGGAUAAAUUGUGAUCUUUGCUCUUUUCAUGUUGAAAAUACACUUUAAAAGAGAUGUCUGCUUUCAGAUACGAGGGGAGUCGAACCCGUAGCAUCUGACAUAUUUCUCUGAUGUUACUUAGGAGUAGGCAUGAAAUAAAGGCAGGGUAAUAAAGGCCUCCUGUAGAUAACCCUCAAACAGGGCAAAGGUCUUCAGCUUUUUUUAAGGAAGUGUUCAGAACAUAUCUUAGUUGUAUAAUACUGAAAUGCUUGCUAGAUCAGAAACAAAUUAUUUUGAAGACACUUGUUAGAAAAGAGUUCUGUUAAUGCCUCUUGUUUUCCCAGCAUCCCCUGAAGCCUUGCUUAAGCCUCCACCCUCAUAACCUCACCUACAUCAAGCAUUUUGGAAUCGUUUUGGACUUGAUUUGCUUGCAGAAGAACUGAUCCCAUUUCUGUUACAGGCAGUGACGGAAUUCUUCCAAGCUCCCGGGGUGCCAGGUCUGCUGUGUGUCCUGCCAGACCCAGGUUGCCUCUGCCAGCACAUGGCAUCAGUACCUCUCCUGGGUCAUUGCAGCCUUCUGCCCACCCUGCUGCAAAAUUAAUUGGAUUUUUUUUUCCCCUUUCUGGAUUAGUAGUUAAAUGGUCAUUUGUCACCUGUACCAGCAGGAGGCUGGUUUUGUAAAUAUACAGAGAGAUAUGUGCAUACACAGACACACACACACACCCCCUGCCUGCUGUGUGUUUCAGAGGUGCUGCACGCCAGGGAACUGGGUGCUAGGUGCUGGAACCUGAGUCCCACUGCAUUACCAUGAGUCAUGGCACACUGAGGGAAAUGGACCCUGCGGCUUUCAUGGUUUUGGACUAGUUGUGAAAAUCUGAGAGAAUCUUGUAGUGAAUGUAAAAUGUUUAGUUUACUAUGGCAGUCUCUGGUGUGACCUACAGUAAA